AUGUCUGACGAGGUUGUGCAGUUGUCACUAGAGAAUUCAGAAGUCUUGGGAUUCAAGGAAGAUUCUUCUGAACAUUCUCCAUCUAAAAGGUGGUUAAAAACCAGCAAAAUUGCUCCAUUUAUACAACUGGAUAUUCAAUCUGAGUUGAUUGAACAAACUAAUCCAAAACAUAUUGGAUAUGGCCAUAAUCCCCAGACUCCUGAAGCUAAUGAAAAACAUCAGGCCUUACAACCACAUGUAAUAACCAAUACAGAAAAGACAUAUUCUGUCACCAGAAGAAAAGAAAAGCUAUCGAGUGUUCUACUUCCACUAUCUGCAGCUUCAUAUUACAGUGGAGUAUCACCAGAAAUGGAAAUUGUUGAGUCAUGUCAAAUAAUUGACGAGCUGAAUGCAUAUUUGAAAGCAAGAAAGGAUGAUGUCAAUGCUGGUGUACCAGGCAAAUUCUUACAUGCUGUAAUGGGUUCAGAUGGUGCCGACGAACUGUUUACAGACGUGGGAACUGUGGCUUCAAUCAUCACAUACUCCUUCUACCUAAAUGUAACUUCAGAGAGCGAUCAAUUCUGCACAGUACCAAUUAUUAACAUUAACCGAACAAAUCUUAGUUCGCAUGUUGAACUCAAGUGGUUGCUUGAUUCAUGUCAUAUUAAUCAGUCAUCCUUAAUUUUUGCAGAUGAGAUUGAUUUGUCAUACUAUGAUCUAUUUGGAAGUCUUAAGAUCGUACUGUUGAAGGGCAGCAGGAUUGCCAGUAAGCAAGAGGAAAGCUCUUGUUGCACUGCCAUAGCAGACAAAUUUGUGAGUUAUUCGCCUGGAAUUUUGGCUAGCAAAUCAUUCAGUAAACUUCUGCUAGCUGGCAUUCUUUUGGAUACUGCGAAUCUAAGGGACCCUGGCUGCACCUCUAAAGAUAAGUACACGGCUUCAUUAUUGAUCAAUGGUGCUGGUCGUUAUGGGUGCAAUGGCCUUUACCAAUUAUAUGCUGCAUACAUUACAUAUAGCUAUGACAUACAAUGUUUGCAAUUUACAGUGAAGUACAAAAUGCAUGACCUUUCCUCCCUCCAAGUAGCAGAUAUCUUGAGAAAGGAUUUUAAAAAGUGGAUAGGACAAGAAAGUGGAGAUUCAAGGUCAAUGCAAAUUGGCAUGAGCUGUAUCGGAAUUUCAAUCGAACAACUUGUUUCUCGCGCAGAAAAUCUUGCACAAGAAAUAGCACACUUCCACUUGUCUGAGAAACUUCGAGCACUUAUCGUCGUUUCGGGGUAUUACAACGAUCAAAAGAACUUCAAGAGAGAAGUUUUGAUAUGUACCGAAUCUACGAAGCUAUUGGAGAGUCUGCUCUUUUUCUUCGAUUUCAAUGCUUCUCGGCUUCCACUCAAAACUCUGCACUUUCCAGGUAUGAAGAAUGAGAUGAAAGCGUACGAGAUUGAUAAGGUUACAUCCAGAAAAAUAGUAGAAAAUCUCAUACAAGAGUUCGUUGGAAUACCAAAAAGCUAG
Messenger RNA from Sphenostylis stenocarpa, 1485 nucleotides. Lineage: Eukaryota; Viridiplantae; Streptophyta; Magnoliopsida; Fabales; Fabaceae. The record is from the annotation of a GenBank genome assembly.